Pieris macdunnoughi is the source of this 1656-nucleotide messenger RNA. Lineage: Eukaryota; Metazoa; Arthropoda; Insecta; Lepidoptera; Pieridae. The record is from the annotation of a GenBank genome assembly.
AUGGCACCUCAUCUGUCAAACGAUACCGUACACUGGUUUAUGAAUGAAUUAACAUCAAGAAUUGUUAGUCAAUCAGGAAAUCCGAGUGACAGAUAUCAUCUUGGCAAAAUAAUAUUACAAAGUUUGAAAGACUAUCCUGACGCUAUUAUGCAAAUAGAUGGCUCAACGGGAGAAGAAGAGACGAAUAGUUCAGCUCUAAAAAGAAUAAUUAAAUGCGCUAUCACCUUACGGAAGUUUGGCAUAGAAGUUGGUGACGUUAUUGUUCUUAUGGCUCCAAGCCAUUUGGACCUAGCGAUUCCCCUCUAUGCAGCCCUUUGUGUUGGUGCCAUAGUAUCAGCUGUUGAUAGAACUCUUAGCGUUAAUGAGUUAAGAGCAGCAUUUCAAGUGUCGGAACCAAAAAUCGUAUUUUGUCAAAGUGAGAAGGCUACGGAAGUACAAAUCGCCCUCAACGAUAUUGAGCGAAAUACGGAAAUUGUUACAUUUGACAGCGGCGACUACUUGUGUUCAUUCCAAGAAUUUCUUACUAGAUAUAUAGAAGAAUCAUCAAUUGAUGAUUUUGAAGUUGCCGAAUUAGAUACAGAAAGCGCAGGCGCACUUUUAAUAGCGACGAGCGGGACCACCGGCUUGCCAAAAGCAGCAGUAGCGACUCACAAAAAUUAUGCCACCAGCCUACCCUACAUAUGGUCCCGAUCGACAACAUUCCCAGGCCCCACGCGUAUGGCGUUGGUUGGUUCACCGUUGCAAUGGCUGACAGCCAUCAUGAGCUUUCUUUUAUCACCAAUUUUCAAAUACAUAAGACUACAGUCAUCUUCGCCACUUACUCAGGAACAUGCGUAUUAUCUCAUCAAUACUUAUAAGCCUUCAUACGCAGUAAUGAGUCCUACAUUUAUGACCACUUUGAUGCGACCUGAAGACCGUGAUCAGUGUGAUUUUACGUGCUUUGAACUUUUACUAUUGGGUGGAAGUGCAGUGCCAGUUGAACUAAUUAAUGAAAUUAAGAAUAUUACACCAGAAACUGAAGUUUUUAAUAUUUACGGAAUGAGUGAACUAUCUGGUGUUGGAUUCCACGCUGAUUAUCCACCUCCCGGUUCUGUUGGGAGACCGAUGGGAUGCUUUCAAUAUAGGAUUGUAAAUGUUGAUACACUAGAAGAUAUUGAUGAACCAAAUGUACCAGGAGAAUUGUGGCUGAAGGGUCCUUGCAUCUUCAAGGAGUACUACAAAAAUCCUGAAGCCACUGCAGAAACAUUUCAUGAAGACGGAUGGUUUAAGACUGGUGAUAUGUUCUAUAGAGAUGAAAGCUUUAAUUACUACUUUUGCGAACGAAUUAAACUUCUGCUGAAAUAUAAAAGUUUCCAGAUUUCACCGGUUGAAGUUGAGAACGUGAUUCGCCAACAUCCAGGCAUUUUAGAUGUAGCAGUGACAGGACUACCAGAUCCAGAAUGUGGAGAUCUGCCUGUCGCCUGUGUGGUGCUUCGUGCUGGACACGAAGUCAGCGCAGAUAAUAUUAAAGAUCUAGUACAAGAUUCGUUAUCUGAUUCGAAGCGUCUGCGAGGUGGAGUCGUAUUUAUGAAUGAGAUACCUAUGACAGCAUCAACAAAAGUACACAGGCGAAAAUUAAAAGAAAUCGUAAUGAAUCCGGACACUGUUAUAAAUUAA